UAAUUUUUUUUAUUAUCAGGUUUGUUUUAUUAAUUUCUUCUUUAACUUAAAUCAUUUUAAGGCACAUAAUUUAUAUAUUCAUAUGGGCAUAACGAAGUAAAUUACAACAUAAUAUAUUAUUUUUAAGUACCGAGUAAUCUAUCGAAAAAUAUUUUAUAAACAUGUAGGGUUUUAUUCAUUUUGAUAAUUCGACACCCUGUGAUAUUUGCGUAGGCAUUGUCAAAUAUAAGCUGUGUUUAAGAAGCAUUGUUCUACUGCCAUAACUUAAUAACAAAUUGUACGUGUCUUUUAUGUUUACUCGUUUAAAUACUCUACCAAAUUAGAAAAAUGUUAAAAUAUAUUACAUUGUUAGUAACUUUAUGUGUUUGCAGCAUAUUUGCUGAGUUCACAACGCAGGACUGCCGAGAACUUGGGUUUAACAAAGCCCAAUUAAUGUGUUCAUCCUGUGAAAAAUUAAAUGAUUUCGGCUUGGAUUCGAUAAAGUCACAUUGCAAGGAGUGUUGUACGCCUGAUAAACAGCCGGCUGCACAGCGUCGUUGGCCAAAAGCUAUACUCGAAGUAUGCACAUGCAAAUUCCGUGCUUAUCCACAAAUUGAAGCGUUCAUAAAGAGUGGUAGACCGGCGAAAUAUUCGAAUUUACAAAUUAAAUACAUGCGUGGCCUUGAUCCGAUAGUGAAAUUACUAGACGCUCGCGGUAAUGUGCAGGAGACAUUAUCCAUUACAAAAUGGAAUACAGACACCGUCGAUGAGUUCUUCGAUACACAUUUGGAAAAACCAGCUGUAAAAAAUAGCGGCAAAUCUGCUUAUAGCGUAGUGGAAGAGGAAGAUAGUGAAGAUUACCUUGAAACAAAUCGAAUUUAGUGAUCAAUGGUAAUAUAGCAUAUUUAGCAAAUUAAUCAAAUUCGUUUGUGUAUUAGCUAAGUUAAAUGUGUUUAUUCUAAUAGUUUAGUGAAAUUACAAUAAUAUCUUCCUGUUUGUACUAAACUCAACAUUAAAUAGAGCAUUGCAUAGGUUAUAGGUUUGUACAAUGCAAUAGAGGCGCCACAUAAAUGGCUACAGUAGCAGCAGUGUCAAUAGAUUAUGAAAAACUUUGUUGUGUUUUUUGAAAAAUUAAUAUGAUUUUAAUGCUGGAUUUUAUUCGUAAAACUACCUCAAUUUUGGUGUUUUCAAUAUUAAGUGUCAAGUUUUUCAAAUCGAAGAGAUCCUUGUACUAUAUAUAAAAUCAAUUGUAAGCUAUUUUAAUUGUAGAUAUAUUUCUUUUCCUUUUCAAAUAUUGUACAGAGCUUUUAAAAUAAAUUGGGUACCAAAAUUAUGAAACUUUUUUGUUUGUUUCAGGUAUUUUUGAAUUGUCAUAAAAAAAAAAUUAAAAAAAUAAAGAAAGUCAAAAAUUUCAAAAACUAGCGGCUAUUGAAGAAAAUUAUCAAAUAAUUGGCACGUGACCAUACCCACGAUUUCAACCCUCCUAGCAAUCUGAAACUAAAAAAAAGAAUUAUUAAUCUUGUAUAAUGUAGCAAUGUCUGGAACUACGGAAAAGUUAUGGAAAAAAAUAUCACUAAAUGGCGACUGCCUUCAAAAAAAUUUUUACCAAUGUUUUGACUGUUUCGAUAUUUAAUAAAAAAAUUAAAAAUAACAAAGAUUUAAAUGUGGGAAUAUGGCUAGCUCCGGACAUAGAAAAGUCUAUAAAGAAGACUCUAAAAAUCAGUUUCAGGUUAAUGGGGACAGUAGUAGUUUCGAAGAAGACAGUUUUGAGAAAAAACGCGCUUAGUUUUAAGUAAAAACUAAACUAGCCAAGUUGAACGACACUAAACUGGCUAUCCUUUAGAAAAUAAGUAUUUAAAAAAUAUCUUUAAAGAGAUAUUUUUUAAUAUCAAAACUGUCCAAAUAUAUAAGAAUUUUUUUUUAGAUAUUUUAAAAUUUCUAGACUAGAAUACGGCUUUCAUAAAUAAAAGAAAAUAGGUAGAUUCUGUAUUGAAUUAUGACAUUAAUUGACGUAUCCCAUACUUACAUUCAUAUAUACACGUAAGAAAUUGCUUAUAUUCAGCACAUAAAUAUAUAUAUGUUUUUUUUUUUUUUUUUGAGAAAUCUUACAAUCGAGAGAGGCGCGGCUGUUCAAGGGAAGUGAUAACAAUGGCUGGUGUUUUUAUAUAUGCAUUUGUUCAAUAUACAGUCUAUUAAUUUGUUUACUAAAUUGCUAAUAAGAUCUUAAACAAAUAUAUAUACAUACGUAAGCGCUUUCAUUAGGGUGGUUACAAAUACUUUCAAACACAGAAUGAUGUAAAUAAUUUUGGUAUGAGCGAAGAGCUGUCACUUUAGUAGUUAUUCUCGACAAAUAUGCAUCACUUGUAAGAGGUAGUUAUACAAUUUAGCAGCAUAAGCAUUUAACAUUAUUUCCAUUUUAACGGUAUUGCUUUUCGAACCUUGUCUGGUGAAUUUUUUUUAUUACUAACCUAAUGUACGUGCAUUUACAUAUUAAUUUUUGUCAUCUCACUCACAACAUGCGAUCUAAAAACAGUAAAUCUAUCAGUUCUUAUCAGGCUUUAGGCUUUUUGAAAGGAGGCAGGCCUUGUUUUGUGCCGUUGCACCCCACAUGGCUACGCCAAAUGCAUACGGUUCAUUUGAUUUGCGUGGAACAAUAAAAUCUGCUGAUUUUGUGCUACUAACUUGACACAUGUUUGUUGUUUUUGUGAUAAUUGUGCCCCCCAUGGGAGAAAUAUGA
Molecule: messenger RNA, 2716 nt
Organism: Bactrocera oleae (olive fruit fly)
Lineage: Eukaryota; Metazoa; Arthropoda; Insecta; Diptera; Tephritidae
Product: selenoprotein F
Cellular component (GO): endoplasmic reticulum lumen
Molecular function (GO): oxidoreductase activity
Source: RefSeq, a predicted model, not a curated record